AUGCUUGGUCUCGGUGAUUAUGAGAGCAGCAGCGAGGAUGAGGUAGAGCAGAAGGGUUCUUCUCCCAAUUCUCAGCAGCGUUGUAAAGAUAUUCCCCCUACAGCCUCACAAGCUAGCCAGGACGAAGAUCAUAAAUCUUUCCACCAACAACCAAAAAAGACAUCUGUUCACGUUGCCACCGAUUCAGUCCCAGAAGGACCUGUCCUUGGCCCCGCAUCCAUGGACAUGGCGCCUCUCUCGGAGGACAAGCAUUCGACAAGUGGACGCUCCUCUCCCUUCUCAACUACACGUGGAAUUGUUCAAGACCUCACUCUCCCUCCGGUUCCAAAUCUAGACAUCCCACCAUCACCUCCUGGGUCUCCAAACCCAGCCGUGAACGCGAAAUUCGAACAUUUCCUCUCGCUCAAAAAGCAAGGCGUACACUUCAACUCAAAACUGGCCAGCUCGUCAUCGCUUAAGAAUCCAAGCUUGUUGAAGAAAAUGAUGGAGCAUGCUGGAAUCAAUGAACGAUCGCAAUAUGACACAUCGUUGCCAUCCGACUUGUGGAAUACCUCAAAUUUACCCAAAUGGGGUUUCAAGGAAGAGCUCUUGAGAACCCAGCAAGAUUUUCGUAAACAAUCAGAGGAGAAAAAGGCAUCCGGCCAGCGAAGCUCGGUUGAUUUUGUCUCUGGGUCUGCCUGA
Penicillium coprophilum is the source of this 681-nucleotide messenger RNA. RefSeq names its product HCNGP domain-containing protein. Gene Ontology annotation, biological process: regulation of DNA-templated transcription. The transcript is spliced from 3 exons. Bases 1 to 681 code for a protein of 226 amino acids. Gene Ontology annotation, cellular component: nucleus. The record is from RefSeq and is a predicted model, not a curated record. Lineage: Eukaryota; Fungi; Ascomycota; Eurotiomycetes; Eurotiales; Aspergillaceae.